This is a messenger RNA of Aspergillus tanneri, 2382 nucleotides long. RefSeq lists its product as uncharacterized. NCBI's taxonomy places the organism in Eukaryota, Fungi, Ascomycota, Eurotiomycetes, Eurotiales, Aspergillaceae. The record is from RefSeq and is a predicted model, not a curated record. The transcript is spliced from 2 exons. Bases 1 to 2382 code for a protein of 793 amino acids.
AUGCGUUUCUCAUAUCUAUUACCCGCGCUCUUGCUUUCCAGCACCUCGCUGGCAUCCCCUUCACAGGCGUCUACAGCAGUGGGCAAUGCACCAUCACAGGGGAGUACUCCACCGGAGGAGCAGCCUGUAGCUCAUGCACCCGCCGCGACCCCCGAGCCGACUACUCAGCAGCAGCAGCCGGAUGUCCAAGUCAACGGCCAGCAACAGAGUGCUAAUACCAACGAUGAGAAUGCCGACGCCAAUGCCAACAACCAGAACGCGCCAAACCAAGCCGCGCAAUCAGAGCCUGCUUCCGGCUCUCAGCCUAGCAACAAUGCCGCAGCACCACCACAGGCAGACAGCUCGUCUGUCCCAACAGGCAACGGAGGCUCCCAGAGUGAGGGAAGUGUUCCUGGCCCAACUGCCUCACCAAAGGAGUCUCAGGGUGGCUCCAGCUCUUCUUCUGAAGGGUCUUCUCCGUCACGUACAGCUCAGCCAAAGGGACAAACUACUGUUACAUCAACUCCCAAGUCCGGUAGUCAAGAUACCAAAGUUUUGCAAGGUCUUCUCGAGGGCCUCACUGGAGGAAGUCCUUUGAAAGAUCUGGGGAAUCUUAUCGAUGGCCUGCUGGGCCUUCUAAACCCAACUUUCCUCAAAGAUGUUGAGUCUUUCUUCCAUCAUUUUGCAUACCUAUUCGACGACAAGACCACGGAGCAGACAAAGACAAUGAUCGACACUGGAAGCAAGCUUCUUAACUCGGACAUGAUGAAGGAGAUCCAGGGUCUCCUGACCAAUGCCAACAAGCUCCUGACUCCUGAGUUCGUUAACGAGAUCAACAAGCUGAUCAAGGGACUCGGCCCACUCCUCACCCCCGAUCUCUUCAAGAAGAUUUCCACGCUUUUGGACAAUGGAAAUGAUCUUCUGACCACCGAGUUUGUCAAGGAGGUCAAUAGUCUGAUCGGAAAUGCCAACAAGUUGUUGACGCCUGAAUUGGUCAAGGAAUUACGACAACUGCUUGAUACCCUUGGCCCGAUCUUGUCUCCUGAGCUGCUGAAGGAGGUCUACAACUUGUUGAACAACGCUAACGACCUGUUGAGUCCGGACUUCGUCAAGGAGACCAAGAACUUGAUUAACUCGCUUGGCCCACUUAUCACCCCCGAGUUAUUCAAGCAGAUCAGCUCGCUACUGGGCAAUGCCAACAAGUUGUUGACUCCCGAAUUCGUGAAUGAAAUCAACAAACUUCUCAAGCAGCUUGGACCACUUCUCACCGAUGAUCUAUUCAAGCAGAUCAGCUCGCUACUGGGCAACGCUAACAAGCUCUUGACUCCUGAAUUUGUGAACGAGAUCAACAAGCUUCUUAGGCAGCUCGGCCCGCUCCUCACCGAUGAUCUGUUCAAGCAAAUCAGCUCGCUCCUGGGCAAUGGCAACAGGCUAUUGACUCCUCAUUUCGUUGAUGAGACCAAGAAGUUGAUCGAUUCACUCGGCCCGCUCCUUACUCCUGAUUUGUUCAAGGAGAUCAGCUCGUUACUGGGCAACGCCAACCAGUUAUUGACUCCUCAGUUUGUCGAUUCGAUCAAGAAAUUGAUCAACGCCGUCGGCCCGCUCCUCAGCCCUGAGCUGUUCAAGGAGAUUGGCUCACUUUUGGGCAACGCCAAUAACCUAUUGACACCAGACUUCGUCAAGAAGACCCAGGGCUUGAUUAACCAGGUGGCUCCUAUGCUCAAUGAGAUUGCUCCUAUCCUGACACCUGAAGUCCUCAGGAAGGUCGCUGGCUUGUUGGAUAACGCCGCGGAUCUUCUGACGAAGGAGUUCGUCAAUGAUACCAAGGGAUUGAUCACCGGACUUGCUCCUGAGCUUACGCCUCAACUUCUUAAGCAACUCGGCGGCCUGCUGAGAAGCGCAGCAUCGUUGCUGACUCAAGGAUUUGUUGACGAGGCUAAAUCAGUAUUGGGUAACGCCAACAACCUGUUGACACCCAAAUUUGUCAACGAGACACGCGACCUCAUUGAUGGCAUCGCACCCGUUAUCACUCCCGAGUUGCUCGGCAUGGUUGGCGGUCUCCUCAACAACGCUAACCAUCUUCUGACGAGCGAGUUUGUGGACGAGACCCAACACCUGAUUGGCCUCGUGUCGCCUGCCGUUACCCCUAAGCUGCUCAAGGAAGUGGGCUACCUGCUUGGUAACGGAACCCGUCUGUUGACACCCAAGUUCGUCAAUGAAACUAGGGACCUGAUCAACGAUGUCUCGCCUGUCAUCACGCCUGAGCUGCUUGGCGAGGUCGGUGGCUUGCUGGGCAAUGCCAAUCACUUGCUAACUCCGAAGUUCGUCAAUGAAACUCAAAUCUUGAUCGAAGAUGCUUCUGAGAUACUCCCUGUCGUGGUUAAGAUUUUGGGUACACUGUGA